GAUCAAGCUCGACGAAGGCCCGCUCUCGAGUGUCACUGGUCAUCUGCGCACGAAACGCCCCCACUUAUCGUCACCGCCAGACCAAGAAACAAAGGGGUUUCCGCCGCGAAAGGAUCGAGCACGCCGUACUACGCACGACGAGCCAGAAAGACGGCCAAGGCUAGCUGAACUGGUGGCCUUCGAAUGCAUCUAUCAACAUGACGGAUUCUCUGCACAACGCGCCCAUUGUCCUGGACAAUGGCUCCGGCACGAUCCGUGCCGGUUUCGCAGGAGACGACUUGCCAAAGUGCUACUUUCCCUCGUUUGUCGGCCGUCCCAAGCACCUGAGAGUGCUUGCCGGCGCGCUCGAAGGCGAGGUCUUCAUCGGGCAGAAGGCGGCAACGGAGCUCAGGGGUCUGUUGAAGAUCAGAUACCCGCUAGAGCACGGCAUCGUCACGGACUGGGACGAUAUGGAGAAGAUCUGGGAAUACGUGUACGGCGAGGGACUUAAGACGCUUAGUGAAGAGCAUCCCGUCCUCCUGACCGAACCGCCCCUCAACCCUCGCAGCAACCGCGACACCGCCGCCCAGAUUCUCUUCGAGACCUUCAACGUCCCCGCGCUGUACACAUCAAUCCAGGCCGUCCUGUCAUUAUACGCCAGCGGCCGAACGACGGGCAUCGUUCUCGACUCGGGAGACGGCGUGUCGCACGCUGUGCCGGUGUACGAGGGUUUCGCCAUGCCGAGCAGCAUAAGGCGGAUAGACGUGGCCGGUCGUGACGUGACGGAGUAUAUGCAGAUGCUGCUGCGCAAGAGCGGCUACGUUUUCCACACGAGCGCCGAGAAGGAGGUCGUGAGGCUCAUUAAGGAGUCCGUCACGUAUGUGGCGCACGACCCGAGGAAAGAAGAAAAGGAGUGGGCCAACAGGACGGACCCUACCAAGGGUGUGGAAUACGUCCUUCCGGACGGACACAAGCUCAAGAUUGGCGCGGAACGUUUCAGGGCGCCGGAAAUCCUAUUCGACCCCGAGAUUAUUGGCCUCGAGUACCCCGGCGUGCACCAGAUCGUCGUCGACGCCAUCAACCGGACAGAUCUCGACCUGCGCAAGUCGUUGUACAGCAACAUCGUGCUGUCCGGCGGCAGCACGCUGACGAGGGGCUUCGGUGACCGACUACUGACGGAGCUGCAGCGGCUGGCCGUCAAGGACAUGAGGAUAAAGAUUUUCGCGCCUCCCGAGCGCAAGUACUCGACGUGGAUUGGAGGAAGUAUCUUGGCUGGUCUCAGCACCUUCCGCAAGAUGUGGGUGAGCAUCGACGACUGGCACGAGAACCCGGAGAUCAUCCACACUAAGCUUACGUGAAACGUGGUCUCGUUUCCGAUUGUAUGGACGAAGCUAUUUCAAAGUGACGUUUCCCCUGGCGUGUUCCCGUUGAUACAUCUAGGGCCGUAAUUCGUCAGCCUUUGCGGCAGUGACAAAGGGGGUUAGACGGAUGAUGAACACCCAUGAAGCUUAGACGUGAUGAGUUAUAAGAGGGAAAGGGGGGCUUGGGGGUUGGACUGGCUAGAUCUGAGAUUACCCCCGAUA
Molecule: messenger RNA, 1562 nt
Organism: Colletotrichum navitas
Lineage: Eukaryota; Fungi; Ascomycota; Sordariomycetes; Glomerellales; Glomerellaceae
Product: actin family
Exons: 4
Coding region: 198-1337 (379 amino acids)
Source: RefSeq, a predicted model, not a curated record